ACAGCGUUUUUGUGUGAUACGCUUGUUAGCCACUAGAUGGUGCCAUCGGAUAAGAGAAAUACUCCAGAAGGAAGCUUUAAUUCACCUUCCAAGGAAAGAAUUUCAGAUAAUAUUUAAUUUAGUUAACUAGUUAGUUUCAGAAUCAUAACCUUCCAUACCAUCAGUCUUUCUAACGUCAUUUCAUAUAUUUUCUAAGCCUCUUCCUUUAUAUUUUGUUAUAAAAGACAAAAAUAACAAAAUUAUGAGGAGAAGAAAGACUGAUCAACUGCUGGAGAUGCUCUUUGACUGGGUGGGUCUAAGUCUCCGGACAACACCAGUGAUGAAAGGGAGUCUGACGUGCUUCUCAUGGUGCUGGAGGUAUAGCGCUCCCAGGGAGUUUUGACCCUAGUGGUCAUCCGUAGGUGCCAGGAGGGAUUUGUGGGAAACAGGUGCCAGUUUCAUGACCCGUGCAACAACUCGCCGUGCAUGAACGGCGGCACGUGUCGUGCCGUCACCAAGGUGCACACGGUGGACUUUAACUGCACCUGCAGUGCGGGGUACACCGACCGCCGAUGCAUGACGCCUUACAACAUCGCCUGUCUCCGCUCGCCCUGUCGAAACGGAGGUACCUGCGAGCCAGAAGGCCUGCAGGCGUACAAGUGCCGCUGCCCACCUGGAUGGACAGGUAAAGACUGCACAAAAGCUGACCCAUGUGCCUCAAACCCAUGUGCCAAUGGUGGGCAAUGCUCCUCGUUGGAAUCCAUCUUCAUCUGCACCUGCACGCCCUUCUUCUUUGGACAAACCUGCAAGCAGGAUGUUAACGAAUGUGACAAGAACACGCCGCUUUGCAAAAAUGGCGGGCAGUGCAUCAACGAGGUCGGAGGCUACCGAUGUCAGUGUCCUGUGGAGUACACGGGGAAGCACUGUGAGAGCCGUUACCUUCCCUGCAGCCCAUCACCGUGCCUUAAUGGAGGCACCUGCAUCCAGAAGGGAGAAACCAGCUACGAAUGCUCCUGCGUGCCAGGAUUUUCAGGGAAAAUCUGCAACCACAACAUUGAUGACUGUCCGGGACACGAGUGCCAGAACGGAGGCACCUGCGUGGACGGAGUUAACACCUACAACUGUCAGUGCAAGCCAGAGUUUACAGGUCAGCUCUGCUUGGAUGAUGUCGACGAAUGCCAGCUCAUGCCCAAUGCGUGCCAAAAUGGUGGCACGUGCCACAACACGUAUGGCAGCUACCAGUGUGUGUGUGUGAACGGCUGGACCGGUGACGACUGCAGCGAGAACAUCGACGACUGCGCCAGCGCCGCCUGUUAUCUUGGAUCUACGUGUCACGACCGCGUGGCGUCGUUCUACUGCGAAUGUCCUCAUGGCCGCACAGGUCUGCUGUGCCAGCUGAAGGAUGCCUGCAUCAGUAACCCGUGCCAGCGAGGUUCUAACUGUGACACCAACCCCGUCACUGGAAAUCAUUUCUGCAACUGCCCUCAAGGAUACGUCGGUCCUUCCUGUGAUCAGGAUGUUGACGAGUGCUCACUGGGUUCCAACCCAUGUGAGCACGCAGGGAAGUGCAUAAACACCAAGGGCUCGUUCCAGUGCAAGUGUCUGCAGGGCUACAAGGGGGCUCGCUGUGAGACGGACGUUAACGAGUGCCUGUCCAACCCGUGUCAGAACGAGGCCACCUGCCUGGACCAAAUCGGAGAGUUUCAGUGUAUCUGCAUGGCAGGCUACGAGGGGAAAUUCUGCGAGAUCGAUACGAACGAGUGUGCCAGCAGGCCCUGCCUGAACAACGGCGAGUGUAUCGACAAGAUCAACACCUUCCUCUGCCAGUGCCCUACAGGCUACACUGGGAGACACUGUGAGAUGGGCAUCAACGAGUGCGACUCUGACCCGUGCCACUACGGCUCCUGCAUCGAUGGUCUCGCCUCGUUCAGCUGCCACUGUAACCCCGGCUUCACCGGCAGGCUGUGUGAGACUAACAUCAACGAGUGUCUGAGCCAGCCUUGCAGGAACGGAGGCACCUGUCAGGACCGAGAGAACGCCUACAUCUGCAGCUGCCCCAAGGGUACCACAGGAAUCAACUGCGAAGUCAACAUUGAUGACUGCAAAAGCAACCCCUGUGACUAUGGGACCUGCAUCGACAAGAUCAAUGGCUACGAGUGUGCCUGUGAGCCUGGCUACACUGGCACCAUGUGUAACAUCAACAUUGACGAGUGCGCCACCAACCCAUGCCAGAAUGGCGGCACCUGCAUCGAUGGCAUCAACAGCUUCACCUGCGUGUGUCCGGGUGGCUACCACGAUCCCACCUGCUUUUCCCAAGUCAACGAGUGCCUCAGCAAUCCCUGCAUCCAUGGCCACUGUGAGGACAAGAUUAAUGGCUACAGAUGCCUGUGUGACUCCGGCUGGAGCGGUAAAAACUGCGACAUCAACAACAACGAGUGCGAAUCCAACCCGUGCAUGAACGGAGGCACCUGCAGGGACAUGACCGGCGGCUACGUGUGCACCUGUUGUGUGGGCUUCACUGGACCAAACUGCCAGACCAACAUUAACGAAUGUGCCUCCAACCCCUGCCUCAACCAGGGCACCUGCAUUGACGACGUUGCAGGGUACAAGUGCAACUGCAUCCUCCCGUACACGGGAGAAAACUGUGAAAUACUGAUGGCUCCCUGCAGCUCCAAGCCCUGCAAGCAUGGGGGAGUUUGUCAGGAGUCAGAGGACUAUCUGAGCUUCUUCUGCGUCUGUCCCGAAGGAUGGCAGGGCCAAACUUGUGAGGUGGACAUCAAAGAGUGCGUAAAAAAUCCGUGUCACAAUGGAGCAACGUGUCACAACACUUUGGGCAGCUACCGCUGCGGCUGCAAGCCGGGCUUCACCGGACGCAACUGUGAAACAAACAGAGACGACUGCAAGCCCAAUCCCUGCAGCAACGGCGGCCUUUGUAAAGACGAGGCCAACAGCUUCCUGUGCACCUGCCUGCCUGGUUUUCGGGGGCCGAAAUGCGAGGAGGACAUCAACGAGUGUGAGAGCAACCCGUGUAGGAAUGGAGCCAACUGCACAGACUGUGUGAACAGCUACACCUGCACCUGCCCACCUGGUUUCAGUGGGAUCCACUGUGAAAAUAACACCCCCGACUGCACAGAGAGCUCGUGCUUUAACGGCGGCACCUGUGUGGACGGCAUCAACACCUUCACCUGUUUGUGCCCACCAGGCUUCACUGGAAGCUACUGCCAGCAUGAUAUCGACGAGUGUGACUCCAAACCCUGUCUGCAUGGAGGCACCUGUCAGGACAGCUACGGCGCCUACCAGUGCACCUGUCCCCAUGGCUACACUGGACUCACUUGUCAGAACAUCGUUCAUUGGUGCGAGACAUCGCCCUGUAAAAACGGGGGUUCUUGCUGGCAAAGUGGGACCGCCUACAGCUGUCAGUGCGGUACCGGCUGGGCGGGCGUUAACUGUGAUGUCCCGAGUGUUUCCUGUGAGGUGGCGGCUAAACAGAGAGGUGUCGACGUUUCCCAGCUGUGUCAAAACUCGGGUCAGUGUCGGGACACAGGAAACGUCCACAAGUGCGACUGUCAGGUCGGGUACACUGGGAGCUACUGUGAGGAGCAGGUAGACGAAUGCACGCCGAACCCCUGCCAGAACGGAGCCACCUGCACAGACUUCCUGGGUGGAUACACGUGCAAGUGCAUGCCAGGCUACUUGGGGACCAACUGCUCUGUGGACAUCAAUGAGUGUUUCUCCCAGCCGUGCCAGAACGGAGGCACCUGCAUUGACCUGAUCAAUACAUACAAAUGCUCCUGUCCCAGAGGAACCCAAGGUGUGCACUGCGAGAUCAACGUCGACGACUGCAACCCUCUGACGGACCCCGUCACCAAAGAGCCAAAGUGCUUUAACAAAGGAAAGUGCGUGGACAGAGUGGGAGGCUACCACUGUAUCUGCCCCGCGGGAUAUGUUGGGGAGCGCUGCGAGGGAGACGUCAAUGAAUGUCUGUCCAACCCGUGCAACCCGCGGGGCACACACAGCUGCAUCCAGCUGACUAAUGGUUAUCGCUGCGAGUGUCUGACAGGAUACACAGGCCAGCUUUGUGACACGAUCUUUGACGGCUGCAAGACGAAACCGUGCCGUAACGGAGGAACUUGUUCAGUAGCCAGUAACACACCACAUGGCUUCAUCUGCAAAUGUCCUCCUGGUUUCACCGGCUCCUCGUGUGAAUAUGACUCGAAGGCCUGUGGCAGUCUUCACUGUCGUAAUGGUGGGACUUGCAUCUCUGGUCACAACAGUCCCAAGUGUGUGUGUCUGCCAUCGUUCACCGGGCCUGAGUGCCAGUAUCCCACUCACAGCCCGUGCAACUCCAGCCCCUGCUACAACGGUGGCACGUGUGAAUACAGCAGCGAAGUGCCGUUCUACCACUGCAUCUGUCCCACCAACUUCAACGGCCUCCGCUGCCACAUCCUGGACUACAGCUUCCCGGGAGGCGUGGGCCAAACCAUCCCGCCGCCGGCAGACGUGAUGGUCGCCUGUGAAAUCCCGCAGUGCGAGGAGCAUAAACACAACAAGUACUGCGACGUGCUCUGCAACAACCACGCGUGCGGCUGGGACAACGGCGACUGCUCACUGAACUUCGAUGACCCGUGGAAGAACUGCUCCGCCUCUCUGCAGUGCUGGAGAUACUUUAACGACGAAAAGUGCGAUUCACAGUGCGACAAUGCUGGGUGUCUCUACGAUGGAUUUGACUGUCAGAACCUCGAAGGACAGUGCAAUCCACUGUACGACCAGUACUGCAAGGACCACUAUGCUGAUGGCCACUGUGACCAGGGCUGCAACAACGCAGAGUGCGAGUGGGACGGCUUGGACUGCGCCAACAUGCCUGAGAAGAUAGCAGUGGGCCAGCUGGUCCUGGUGGUCCACAUCACCCCCGAGCAUCUCCUCAACAACUCGUUUGGCUUCCUGCGCGAGCUGAGCCGCGUCCUCAGAACCAACGUGCUAUUCAGGAAGGAUGCAAAUGGGGAGCUGAUGGUUUACCCGUACUAUGGGAACGAACAGGAGCUGAAGAAGUACAAUGUGAAGCGCUCGGUGGACUCUUGGUCAGAGGUUCCUGGCAAGGCGCUGACUGUGAUGAAGAGAAGUGUGUACGAUGUGGUGGUCGGCAGCAGGAGAGCGAGGAGGGAGCUCGAUCAUUUGCAGAUCAAGGGAUCUGUUGUCUACUUAGAGAUGGACAACCGUCAGUGCUUCCAGCAGACCAGCGAGUGUUUCCAGAGUACUGAUGAUGCCGCUGCCUUCCUCGGGGCUCUGGAGUCCAGCGGCAAACUUGAUGUUCCAUUCACCAUUGAAGCUGUUUAUAGCGGCGUGGACCUCCAGUCUGCUGAUAAUGGACUCUACCCAAUCUAUUUGGUCCUGGGCGGCGUUGGGAUACUGGCCUUCCUUGGAGUGGGAAUGGUGGCUGCUCGGAAGCGGCGCCAUGAGCACGGACGCCUCUGGCUUCCCGAGGGGUUCAAGACCACAGAGACCAGCAAGAAGAAGAGAUGUGAGCCAGUCGGAGGGGAUUCAGUGGGAUUAAAGCCGCUGAAAAACACCUCGGACCUGUCACUCGUGGACCAGAACGACUGGGGAGAGGAGGAACCGUCGGACGCAAAACGUUUCAGGUGUGACGAUCCGGCUGUGUUAGACGUGGAUGACCAGACGGAUCACCGCCAGUGGACCCAGCAGCACCUGGACGCCGCUGACCUGCGCGUCCCCUCCAUCGCUCCCACUCCCCCUCAGGGCGAGAUUGAGAACGACUGCAUGGAUGUGAACGUGCGGGGACCAGACGGAUACACCCCCCUGAUGAUUGCAUCCUGCAGCGGAGGAGGUUUGGAAACGGGCAACAGUGAGGAAGAGGAGGACGCCUCUGCUAAUGUCAUCAACGACUUCAUCUACCAGGGCGCUAACCUUCACAACCAGACUGACCGUACAGGAGAGACGGCUCUGCACCUGGCCGCCCGCUACGCCCGCUCUGACGCUGCCAAACGGCUGCUGGAGGCCAGCGCCGACGCCAACAUCCAGGACAACAUGGGCAGGACGCCCCUGCACGCGGCCGUGGCGGCUGACGCCCAGGGAGUCUUCCAGAUUCUCAUACGGAACCGGGCUACGGACUUAGAUGCCCGCAUGCAUGAUGGCACUACGCCCCUGAUCUUGGCUGCCAGGCUGGCGGUGGAAGGCAUGGUGGAGGAGCUCAUCAACUGUCACGCUGACGUGAACGCCAUCGAUGAUUUCGGUAAAUCGGCUCUGCACUGGGCCGCCGCCGUCAACAACGUGGAGGCUGCCAUCGUGCUGCUUAAGAACGGCGCCAACAAGGACAUGCAGAACAAUAAGGAGGAAACGCCUCUUUUCCUGGCUGCUAGAGAAGGAAGCUACGAGACUGCUAAGGUUCUAUUGGAGCACUUUGCUAACAGAGAAAUAACCGACCACAUGGACCGGCUGCCCAGAGACAUCGCACAGGAGAGAAUGCACCAUGACAUAGUGCGGCUGAUGGAUGAGUACAACCUGGUACGGAGCCCCCCCAUGCACGGAGGCUCUCUGGGCACCACCUUAUCGCCUCCUCUUUGCUCGCCCAGUGGCUUCCUUGGCAGCAUGAAGCAGCCUCAGCCUCAAAAUCAAGGCCAGGGCAAAAAGACACGCAAACCCAGCGCCAAGGGUAUUGGCUGCAAGGAUGGCAAAGACAUGAAGGUGAAGAAGAAGAAUUCCCAAGAUGGGAAGUCUGGGACCCUCUUGGAUAGCUCGGCUGUUCUGUCACCAGUGGACUCUUUAGAGUCUCCGCAUGGCUACGUUUCUGAUGUGGCUUCUCCGCCUAUGAUGACCUCGCCUUUCCAGCAGUCUCCAUCUGUGUCCCUCAGCCAUCUGCAGGCCAUGUCCGACCCUCACCUGGGCGUGAACCACAUGGUGCUGCCUAACAAGCAGGAGCUGGCGCGAAUGCAGUUCGACCCGCUGCCUCCUCGUCUCACCCACCUACCCGUGUCUGGCUCUGGCGGUCAGGCAGCCAUGAAUGGCCAAUGUGAUUGGCUGUCCAGGAUGCACGGCAGCUUGAGUCAGCCAGGCCAGUUCAACCCGAUGCGAGGAGCUCCUGGAGGUCAGGGAGGGUUGCACCAAAGUGGCCAACAUGGGAUGAUCACGACCUCGCUGCACAAUGGCCACCCAAAUUCCAGCCUGUCCCAGAUGAUGACCUACCAGGGGAUGCAGAACCCCCGACUGGGUCCUCAGGCCCACCUGAUGCAGCAGCAGGCUCAGCAAAUGCAGCAGAUGCAGAACCUCCAGCAGCUUCAACAGCAGAGCAUCCAGCUGCAGCAUCAAAGCUCCAACGCAACCAGCAGCCAAAACUUCAUCAGCGGGGAGCUCAGUUCUCCAGAACUCCAGCAGGGCACAGGCCCCACCAACAUGCCAAUCCAUACCAUCCUUCCGCAGGAGACCCAGAUCAUUCCCUCCUCCAUCAACCAGUCGAUGCCCAGCACCCAGUUUCUCACCCCGCCCUCCCAGCACAGCUAUUCAGCCCCAAUGGACAACACCCCAAACCACCAGGUCCAGGUUCCUGACCACCCCUUCCUGACCCCGUCCCCCGGCUCCCCUGACCAGUGGUCCAGUUCGUCUCCUCACUCCAACAUGUCUGACUGGUCAGAGGGCAUCUCCAGUCCCCCGACCAGCAUGCAGUCUCAGAUUGGACACAUAUCAGAACAGUUCAAAUAGAAGGUUCAACCCAGAGGAGUUGCUGUAAAUAUUUAAAUAUGUCUCCUUUUUUUUAUGAAAACGCGAUUCUGUGAAGAACGUUCAAAUAAAAUCAGAUUAAACAGGAAUUUACUAGCUUUUCUACAACAGCAGCCUGUCUUUUUAUUUAUUACAGUCGUAUUUAUGUAGCUUGAGUGACGUGUCCCUGGUUGUAGGUCCGUUUAGGAGAGAUUGCUCCGUGGGGGGGGGGGGGGGGGGGACUGUUCUCCUCCUUUUCUGCAGUGAAGUCCCAAACACACUGGCUAUUUAUUUUCCUAAGGACUUUAAGUCUUUUCCUGUUCUGCCAGUGCCUAUCUAUAAUCUUGUUCAUGGUGAGAAUUGUGAUUAAAAAGGCACAUUUGAGGUUUCAGUGUUACGCUGUGAAUGUUAAAGGAACACGAGUAAAAAUGGUUUCUUUUUUCUUUAUUUUUGGUGAUUCUGAGGAACCGUUUCCACACUCGCGCAAACCUGCAGCAACGAGCUGCCCUUUUGGGAUUGCGUUAAAUGUGCAGAGCUGUGAUUGGUUGGUGAUGUAUUGGAUAUGACAGCCAUGUUGGGGAGGUCGCGUUAGUCCUGUGGUGUUGGAGACCUGGCCCGUUGGCCACAGUGUUUAUUUGUUGUCCCGAGGGAACAGGAAACCUUAUUUUCUAUCUUCCUCCAACGAGUUCGAGCCUAUGGCUGUGUCCCUCCUACUGUAAAUGUGCUUUGCAUUUCCCUCGUAAGCGAGAUUUUGUUUAAGAAAUCUUAUGUCUUCAGCAUGCAUUAAAUAGCUCUUGCACCAGUCACAUGCCUCUAACAGGCGAAUCGGAACAGAUCCUAUAUUUUGUAAUUUUUCAAGCCCCUCGGCACAAAUACAUUUCAACUGUAUACAAAUAGAUUCGUUAUAUUGUUUGGUAAAAUUUUGGGAUAUAAAAAAAGAAAAAUGCAUAAAUAAUGAGGUUUUAUAAAUUCAUAUUUAUUUGCUGUUCUGUAACAGAAGAAACCGUUUUCGUGUGUUAACUAAUUUCUACGUUCUCACUUGUGUCCACGUCAGUAUCUUGUGAGAUGCACUUGCUUUGAUUUUUGAAAUGUUCUUGGGAAAAAGUGUUAGGUUCUAGUGAUUUUUUUUACAGUAUGUUUGCUUUCUCUGUAAAAUUAUAAUUUGCAAUAAAUAUAUUUUCUUUCUGUAUACCGAAA
Molecule: messenger RNA, 8883 nt
Organism: Nothobranchius furzeri (turquoise killifish)
Lineage: Eukaryota; Metazoa; Chordata; Actinopteri; Cyprinodontiformes; Nothobranchiidae
Source: RefSeq, a predicted model, not a curated record